This is a messenger RNA of Tribolium castaneum (red flour beetle), 1186 nucleotides long. RefSeq names its product retinol dehydrogenase 12. NCBI's taxonomy places the organism in Eukaryota, Metazoa, Arthropoda, Insecta, Coleoptera, Tenebrionidae. The transcript is spliced from 4 exons. The record is from RefSeq and is a predicted model, not a curated record. The coding region runs from base 143 to 1105 and encodes 320 amino acids.
GCUCUUGAUUAGUUCCGAACACGUUUGGUCACACGUGAGGCGUAGGCAUUUUUUCAAUUUUGGGUCAAUAGUUUUUUCUAUUUUGCUUGCCAACAACGAUAUUAUCAGCAAACCUUGAGUUUUGUAGAUAAGUGUAGUUAAAAUGAACUAUUACGCUAUUUUUUGUGUCGUCUUGGCUCCCCUGAUCCUCAAAAUCUACCUCAAAUUGAGUACCAAGUGGUGCCGGAGUCACAAGUGCCUGACUGGCAAGACCGCCAUAAUCACCGGAGCCAACACAGGGAUCGGCUUCGAGACAGCGCUUGACUUCGCCAAAAGAGGGGCCCGCGUGAUUCUCGCCUGUCGGGACCCCAAAAAGGCCGACCUUGCGCGUCAAAAAAUUGUGGAAGAAACCGAAAAUUCGGAAAUUUUGGUCAAAAUCGUGGACUUUGCCUCGUUUGAGUCGGUCCGAGCGUUCGUAAAAAGUGUCCAUGAGACGGAAAAACGCUUGGAUAUUCUAGUCAAUAACGCGGGAGUGGCCCCUGAAGGGACCCAAAAGACCCAUGAUGGGUUUUACCAAGGGAUGCAGGUCAACUACUUGUCGCUUUUUCUCCUCACUAACCUGCUCCUGGGCUUGAUGUCCAGGUCCGGCCCUGCGCGAAUUGUGAACGUGUCGUCAGCCAUGGCCCAAACGGCCCUUUUUUUCAACCCGGACAACCUUUGUACCUACAACGGUGACGUCGAUAUGUACUCCCGUACCAAGCUCUGUAUUAUCCUGUUCACGCAGCAAUUGGCCAAGAAAUUGCAAAACACCCAAAUCACGACCUAUUCGCUACAUCCCGGAGCCGUCAAGACUGAGAUUUUCAGGCACGUGACCGGGUUUAAACUAAUUGUGUUCGGGAUAAUUAAAAAUUUCUUUGCCAAGACGCCGGCAGAAGGAGCCCAGACUAACAUUUACUGUUCAGUUGAGAAAAAUAUUGAGGGGUUUAGUGGCCUACACUUUGAGGAGUGUCGGACAGUUGCGACUUAUCCGAAUGCUAGGGACUCCAAAGUGGCGGAGAAGCUGUGGACGGUUACCGAGGAGUUGGUCAAGCUGAAGGAGGAAGAGAAAUUUCAGUUUCCAGGCUGAAAUAAUUUGUAAAGUUGCAUAAACUUGUUAAAUUCUCAGUUUGUACAAAAAACAUGAACUAAUAAACAAUUUAAAAAAAUC